Messenger RNA from Ceratotherium simum simum (southern white rhinoceros), 2188 nucleotides. NCBI's taxonomy places the organism in Eukaryota, Metazoa, Chordata, Mammalia, Perissodactyla, Rhinocerotidae. The record is from RefSeq and is a predicted model, not a curated record.
CAGUCGCCUGAGACUCGGUCGCCUCAGGCUGCCGCCGCCGCCUAGAUCGCCUCAGACUGCCGCCGCCGACCCGACCGCCCCGUCACCACCCCGCGGCCCCGCCCCGGCCUCCCGCCGGCCGGCGAGGGGCACGCCCUCUGCCGCGGGACCGGUAGGGGCUCCACGACAAAGUCAGUCCUCCUAUAAAGCACCAGUUCCGGUUGUGAUGCUCUGAGUUACAUAAGUCUGAACAUUUGUGAUCUAUGGAUCUGCUCUGACUCUAAGAGCCUGCUUAUGGGGGAAGGUGACACCAUCUGGGCCCCAUCUGUCCUUCCUCACGGCACCCUUGGCACCUUAAGCCACUACCCCCAGCCGCAUUUUGGGAGAAAGAUGGAGUCCAAGGUCUCAGAAGGUGGCCUGAACGUGACCCUGACAAUCCGCCUGCUGAUGCAUGGAAAGGAAGUUGGAAGCAUCAUCGGGAAGAAAGGAGAAACUGUGAAAAAGAUGCGUGAAGAGAGCGGUGCGAGGAUCAACAUCUCAGAAGGAAACUGCCCAGAAAGAAUCGUGACCAUCACAGGCCCAACGGAUGCCAUCUUCAAGGCCUUUGCCAUGAUUGCCUACAAGUUUGAAGAGGACAUCAUUAACUCCAUGAGCAACAGCCCUGCCACCAGCAAGCCCCCAGUGACACUGAGGUUGGUGGUCCCCGCCAGCCAGUGCGGGUCCCUGAUUGGCAAAGGCGGCUCCAAGAUCAAGGAAAUCAGGGAGUCCACAGGUGCCCAGGUCCAGGUGGCUGGGGACAUGCUGCCCAACUCCACAGAGCGGGCGGUGACCAUCUCAGGGACCCCUGACGCCAUCAUCCAGUGUGUCAAGCAGAUCUGUGUGGUCAUGCUGGAGUCCCCACCGAAAGGUGCCACCAUUCCCUACCGCCCAAAGCCCGCCUCCACCCCUGUCAUUUUUGCAGGUGGUCAGGUAAGAGCCGACCCGCUCGCGGCCUCCACUGCCAACCUCAGCCUUUUACUGCAGCCCCCGCCGCUGCCCGCCUACACGAUCCAGGGACAGUAUGCCAUCCCCCACCCGGAGCAGUUGACCAAGCUCCACCAGUUGGCCAUGCAGCAAACCCCCUUUCCUCCCCUCGGACAGACCAACCCCGCUUUCCCCGGAGAAAAGCUGCCUUUACACUCCUCCGAAGAAGCUCAAAAUCUGAUGGGCCAGUCAUCAGGUUUGGACGCCAGCCCCCCGGCCAGCACUCACGAGCUCACCAUUCCCAAUGAUCUAAUAGGCUGUAUAAUUGGACGCCAAGGGACCAAAAUCAAUGAAAUUCGACAGAUGUCUGGAGCUCAGAUCAAAAUUGCCAAUGCCACGGAGGGGUCAUCAGAGCGCCAGAUAACCAUCACAGGGACCCCAGCCAACAUCAGCCUUGCCCAGUACCUCAUCAAUGCCAGGCUGACGUCUGAGGUCACUGGGAUGGGCGCACUCUAAUCCUGCCCAGCGUCCUCUACUCCGUGAACCCUGACCUCCACCCAGCUCGCACACUCUGUACAGACCGCCUGCCCUUCGUCCAUAUAUAAAUAGAGGUUUUCUUUACUAACAGAAGUAUCUAUGCCCUAGAGAUCUGCACACACCAACAAAGCCCGUCAAUACUCAUAUCUGUAUGUGAGGUCCGGGCUCUGUCCCUGAUUCUGCUCUGUACUUUAAUUUAUGCUCCGCUCUGUUGAUGCAUUGGCAUGCAGUGUUACUUAUUUUAAACGCUUUGGGGGCAUUCCCAUCUGUGACAUUCUAGAAACAUUGUUCUUUAGUGUCAGUGUACCUGUUUUAAGAGUUGGUUUGCCAUUUUGACAGCAUUUCCUCAGCGUCUCCUACGCCGUCUAGAACCGUGGUUGCUUUGAGCUGCUCCCCACUCACCUGCCCCACCUGCUGACCUUGUUCCCUCGCAGCCUGUGCUGGUCUUGGCUCACGUGUCCACGUGGGUCUUGUGCAGAGUGCGCCUUUCCCCUUGUGGCCAAGGAAGGAGAAUGGAGAGCGCAGGGUCCUGACCUGAGGCGCAGGGUGAAGUAGGGGUGCUGGGGCCCUGACUUCACAGGGACGUCACGUGCUGGGGAGGCACGCAUGGCCCCCGGGGGGCUUCUGGGGGCCUGGAGAGUGUGGAGUGGCCAGGAAGCGCCUAUACACCAUGUCAGAGUUCAAUAAAUGUCGUGGGCUGCCCCCACUG